This is a messenger RNA of Protobothrops mucrosquamatus (brown spotted pit viper), 4281 nucleotides long. It is a transcript of the gene PHLDB1, whose product is annotated as pleckstrin homology like domain family B member 1. Gene Ontology annotation, biological process: regulation of microtubule cytoskeleton organization. The transcript is spliced from 20 exons. Lineage: Eukaryota; Metazoa; Chordata; Lepidosauria; Squamata; Viperidae. Gene Ontology annotation, cellular component: basal cortex. The coding region runs from base 1 to 3855 and encodes 1284 amino acids. Gene Ontology annotation, molecular function: protein binding. The record is from RefSeq and is a predicted model, not a curated record.
AUGAGUGACAAAUCCCCCCCCACCGAGGACCAAGACUGUCAAAGGCCGGUCCCGCCUCCCCGGCGAGGGGCUUCCGAGCGGAGAGGCCAGGCAAAGAGGAGCCCCACCAUGGAGACUUGCAACCACAACCUGGCUGCUCCCCCCUGCCAAGUGCAGAAGCCCAUUCAGAACAGCCUCCUGGACUUGACUGAGACCGGCCGAGGUUUAAAGGUGCAGACGCAGAAGCCACACCUGGUGAGCCUCGGCAGCGGGCGCCUCAGCACUGCCAUCACUCUGCUGCCUCUGGAAGAGGGCAAGACGGUCCUGGGCUCCGCUGCUGGGGACAUUGUGCUACAGGGGGCUGGGGUGGCCCCCCAGCACUGCUUCAUUGAAAAUGUGUGUGGGACCCUCACGCUGCACCCCUGCGGUCAUCCUUGUGCCAUCGAUGGGCAGCCGAUAACACACCCCACCCGCUUGUCCCAAGGGCAUGUGAUCUGCCUGGGCCGGGCGACCUUCCUCCGCUUCAGUCACCCAGCUGAGGCCAAGCGGAUGAAAAGCCAAGCAGUGCCCGGUGAGCGUCACAGCCCAGUGGUCCCGUAUGGGCUCGGAACAGCAGAGCGGCAGAGCCCCAUCAACAGCAACUCCGAGGGGGCAUCGCUCUCCCUGGUCAGCUCCAUUGAGAGAGAUCUGCAGGGCAUCAUGGAUUCCUUGGUGCUGCAGGAGGAAAGUGGUGAUGGGAGCCCUCCAUCCCCAACAGCAAACGGCAUGGGGGGCUGCUCCCUUCUGUCCCCACCCCAGAGCCCUGGCAAAAUCUCCAUGGGGUCCACAUAUGAAAACACCUCCUCUCCCCCCUUCUCUCCGCUCUCCUCCCCUGACAGCAGCAGCAGCAGCUGUCGGAGCCCCUCGUCCAGCUGCUGGGAGAAAGCUCCCACCCUCCCCCCUGCGGUGCCUGUCCGAUCCUCCAGUUACUGUCAUGCUGCGUUGUUGCCCCACGGGGGGCCUUGCCCAGACCCCUUGAGCAGUUCCAAUGGCUUCCUAAGCUCUGCUUGCGGUUCAGGGAGCCCCCGGAUGGAGAGGAAGGUCCAGCGGGACGGCCCCACAAGCCCCCUGCCUCCUGCAGAAGAUCCCCAUCCUAGCCAGCAUGCUGCCUCCCCGCUGAAGGAGAAGCUACUGGGAAGCCCUCGGCCACCAUCGCCCAGGAACCCCUGCCCGGCCAGGGCUGUCCGGCUGCCUGGCAUGCUGCAGGGCAAGGCUGCAGCCCUCCAGGAGCCUGUCCCCGACCCGUUCCUGGAAAUGCUGCCGGUCAGGGUUUCCCGACCGGCCCAGCUGGGGAAGUCAGCCUGCCAAGGGUCAGGGCUGCCAGGUGUGGCCUCUCAGUCCAGCUGGGCCCAGCGGGCCCCUGAGAGUCCUCUGCUCAGCCGGCGGUCCCUGGAGGGCAUGCGGGAGCUGCCCCCACUCAGCCCAGCCCUGGGGCGCCGAGCAGUCUCCCCGGCCCCUGGAAGUAGCCGCUCUUCGCAGGGCAAGGUUGGGCAGAGUUCUGGGGUGUGGCGGAGGGAGGCCUCUUCCACCCCCUCCUCCUGCUGCCUGAGGAGCCGCAGUCCCUCGCCUCCCCCCCUCCCUGGAGAGACCACCCAGCGCAAGCCCCAUUGCAGACCAGGUCUUGGCUCUGCCUCCAGCUUGGGUUCCCUCGUCCUGCCCUUGGAUUCUCCCCAAUCGAGACACCUGGGGUCUUGGGGGUUCCGGCUGCUGGGCCCCAUGCAAGAGCGCAAGCAGAGCAUCUCCAAGCUGCUGGGUGUGCAUGAGAGUGACCUGCUGGAGUACCACCGAUGGCAGCGCCAAGAGCGUCUCCGGGAGCAAGAGAUGGAGCGCUUGGAGCGCCAGCGCCUGGAGACCAUCCUCAGCCUGUGUGCCGAGUACACCAGGGGGGAUACUGAGCUGGGUCAAGAGGGCAGUGCCAAUGCUGCUGAUGGGGUCCCCCCCCCACCAGGGAGCAGCCCCCGCCGGGAGCGAGGGGAGGAGGAGAGCUUGCAGGAGGAGAGCAGCAGCACCGAGAGUGCCGGCCAGGAGCACGAGGUGCCACCUGCUCCAGAACUGGCCCGUCUGGAAGAGGAGCACGCCCGCCUGCUGGCCAGCGCAGACUACCUCAAGAGCUGCCUGAAGGGGCUGGAGCAGCAGCUGCGAGAGACUGCUUGGGAGGCGGAGAUAGAGCAGGCCCUCCUGCAGGGCGAGCGGGAAUCGGAGAUCCUGCAGCUGCGGCAGGAACAGCAGGCAGUGCAACUCCUGGAGGAGCAGCUCUCAGGCCUGGAUGCCAGCGUUCGCCACAAGCGAGAUAAGGAGAGGGCAAAGGUUGAUGCGGAAAGGAAGGCGCUUGAGAAACUGCGGGCGUUUUACUCUGAGCUCAAGAGCCAGCUUGAAAACUGCCCUGAGUCAAUGAGGGAGCAAUUGAAGGACCAGAUGCAAAGGGAAGCGGAGGCCCUGGAGACGGAGACCAAGCUCUUUGAAGACCUGGAGUUCCAGCAGCUGGAGAAGGAGAGCCGCUGGGAGGAGGAGCGCGAGAUGCUCGACCAGCAGCUGCUGCAUAGCGAGGCCCAGGGCUGCCACAGUCUGGCCCGCCGGAAGGAACGUGUGGCUGCCCUGGAAAGCCAGGCGAAGCAGCUGCGGUUGCAGGCUGCUCAGGAGGCCGACCGGCUGCGCCAGGAAAGGAGGGCCACCCUGCAGCGGUUGCAGCAGGAGAAGGAAACCCUUCUGGUGCUGGAGAGACGGUUCUGUGCACUCACGGGCAGUGCUGUCUUUCCCAAGGGCUCCAGCACCCUCCGAGAGGGCUCUCCGCCCCCACUGGGCAAAAGAGGCAGCCCCCCUGGCAAGCUGACCAGCACCUUUCUCGACCUUAGAAGGAAGCACGAAGCAUCCCUCCAGCACAAGGGACAUCAGGCAGGUCAGGAGCAAUGGCAGCGCCUGGCCGACCUGAAGCAGAAGACCACAGUGGAAUGCCAGCUGCUCCAGGCAGGUGCCUUCUUCUCCCCCCUUCUGCCCCACUCUGCCCUCCAUCGUUACCCCUUCCCAGGCCAAGAUCAACUGGCCGAUGACCCCGAGCCAGCCUACGACACCCUCAGCCUGGAGAGCUCGGACAGCUUGGAGACCAACCUCUCUGUGAGUGUGAACUCCGCCUGCUCCCCGGACAACGCCUCCAGUGGCAGUGGGGCAGAUGCCAGGAAGAUUGAAGAGAUGGAGAAGCUGCUGAAAGAGGCCCAGGCUGAGAGGACCCGCCUGAUGGAGUCGCGAGAGCAAGAGAUGGAGCUGCGUCACCAGGCCUUGGAGGAUGAACGGCGGCGGCGGGAGCAGCUGGAACGGCAGCUGCAGGAUGAGACGGCGCAGCGGCAGCAGCUGAUUGAGAGGGAGGUCAAGAUGCGGGAGAAGCAGCUAGCCCAGGCUCGCCCCCUGACCCGUUACUUGCCUAUCCGUAAAGAGGACUUUGACCUGCGCUUGCACAUCGAAUCCUCCGGCCACAGCGUGGACACCUGCAGCCAUGUCAUCCUCUCGGAGAAGCUGUGCAAAGGCUACCUGGUCAAGAUGGGAGGCAAAAUCCGGUCCUGGAAGAAGCGCUGGUUUGUCUUUGACCGCCUACGGCACACCGUCUCCUACUACGUGGACAAGCAUGAGGCGAAGCUGAAAGGCCUCAUCUAUUUCCAGGCCAUUGAGGAGGUUUAUUAUGAUCACCUCCGAUGCGCAGCCAAGAGCCCCAACCCCGCCCUAACCUUCUGCAUCAAGACCCACGACCGGCUCUACUACAUGGUGGCCCCCUCGGCAGAAGCCCUGCGCAUUUGGAUGGAUGUCAUUGUCACGGGGGCUGAAGGCUACACCCAGUUCCUGAGCUGAGGCAGCAGAGCCAUGAACAGUGCCAGAGGGCAGAGAAGCUGCAGCUCUCCCUCAAGGGCUUUCCAUGGACAGCCUCUGCCAGCAGGCAUGGACUCCUCUGCCAGAGGUGUCUGGGAUGGGCACGUGAGUGGCGAAAGCAGGAUCCCUGCCAGCAGCUUCUCCUGCCUUUCAUUAGACUCCAGGAGGAAGCCCCCCCCCCCGCUUCAGAGGCGUGAGAGACAUAGGACCACCACCAUCAGGCUUUCCAGUGCAGGGCUGGCUCUUCCCUGGCCCAGAAGGUCAUCUUGGGUCUCUCAUCUCCAGUGCUGGCCUUCUCGCUCUUUUUCCAAAAUGCAGAAGCAACUGGGAACAGUUCCCCCUUGCAGCUUGGGGAUGCUGAAGUUGUUGACUUAGAGUCUUUGCAGCCAAGAGACAAGAAAGCAAAAU